AUCUCCUCAUUGUUUGAUUUGUUCUUGUCAAAUUGUUCAGUUUUAUAUUAGUCCCUUGAAUUUUUAAAUUUUUUUUUUCAUUAUUUUUGGUAUUGUUGUUGUUGGUUAUUAUUGUUAUUCUGAGUUCAUUUGCCAAAUUGUGGAUUUUCCUUUUUCUUGUUUAUUUAUUUUAUAAUGGCAAUUUGAUUGAUCAUUGACAAUAAUAGUAAAUUAUCAUAAUUAAAUGCUUACUAUUAGUGGGUUUUGCUGCUCAAUAUCUUGUUUAGUGAUUGACAUCAUUUGACUGAGUAUAUAGUUGAAAAUUUGAUGUUUCUUAACUAAAUGCAUUACUAUGAACACUGCAAUUUAGUCGAAUAAACUAACACGGGUUGACCGAUUUCAUUGGGCGAGCUUGUAUAAGUCAUUGAGUUUUUGGAAAUUCCUCAACUUUUCUGUAAAAUUCAGUUUGCUGCCACAGUUAUGGUGUGAGGCUUUCGAGUGUUUAUGUCAUAUAGUUUCGUUUUGUUGCCUGUAAUGAGUCGUAAGGUAGCAAUUUGCCUACUUCUGAUAUGCGUACAAACUUCUAUUACAACCUCGGAAACAGACCCUGAUGAUGUUACUGGAUUAUUAUCCCUCAAAGCAAUUUGGGAGAAUGUGCCACCAUCUUGGAAUGGUUUUCGUGAUCCUUGUGGUGAUCGCUGGGAAGGAAUUGCCUGCAAUAAUACCCGAGUGAUUUCGAUAACUUUAUCAAGCAUUGGGCUGAAGGGCGUACUGUCAGGUGAUAUCCGGCAACUAUCUGAGCUACAAACUCUGGAUCUGUCUUCUAAUAAGGGACUGACUGGUUCUCUUCCUGAAGCAAUUGGGAAUUUAGCAAAACUUACAAAUCUAAUCCUGGUUGGCUGCAACUUCAUUGGCAAAAUUCCUGACAGCAUAGGAUCUCUCUCAAAUUUGAUAUUCUUAUCGUUGAAUUCUAAUAGUUUAAGCGGGUCAAUACCAAGUUCAAUUGGUAAUCUUUCUAAGCUCUAUUGGCUGGAUCUAGCUGAAAACAAGCUUACUGGAACAUUACCUGUCUCAAAUGGGACUAAACCAGGUCUUGAUAUGCUGCAUAGUUGCAAGCACUUUCACUUUGGAAGAAAUCAACUCUCUGGCUCAAUUCCACCUCAGCUACUCCAUGAAAAUAUGACACUUAUUCAUUUGCUUCUGGAUAACAAUAAAUUUGAAGGAAGCAUCCCGUCAACAAUAGGUCUAGUGAAUGAAAUGGAGGUGCUAAGAUUGGAUUGGAAUUCGUUCAGUGGGUCUGUCCCUUCAAACAUUUCCAAUCUUACUGAAGUUACCGAGAUGCUUUUAUCUAACAACCAAUUCACGGGCUCUAUGCCUGACCUUACUGGCAUGAACCAACUCAGUUACUUGGACAUGAGCAACAAUAGUUUUGAUACCUCAGAUGUUCCAUCAUGGUUCACAGCCUUGCCGUCGUUGACUACUUUAAUAAUGGAAAAGACUCAACUACAAGGUGAAGUUCCAGAAUCAUUAUUUAGCCUCCCUCAGUUACAGAAAGUGGUAUUGAAGAGGAACAAGCUCAGUGGUACAUUGAAUAUUGGUUCUGCUGUCAGCUCACAACUUCGAUCAGUUGACAUGCAGAACAACAAUAUUAGUGCUUACACUAAAAGACCUGAGGAUUCUAAUGUCAAAGUAAUCCUUGUGGGAAAUCCUUACUGUUCAGAUGCUAUCUCGGGAGAAAGAUACUGUAUUCUUCCUCAACAGUCUAAUAUCUCAUAUACAACACCACCACAAAAUUGUGCCCCUAGCAAUUGCGAUUCAGAUAAAAUUUCUAGCCCUAGCUGUCACUGUGCCUACCCAUACACUGGAACGCUUGUAUUUAGAGCCCCACAAUUUUCAGACUUGGAAAAUUUCACUCACUAUAAGGAUUUAGAGAUAAAACUAUCUAAAACCUUUAAAUCUAAAGAAGUCCCUGUUGAUUCGGUAUCUCUCAGUAAUGUAAGCAGGGGUCUAUCAAAUUAUCUUGAAAUGACCUUGCAAGUCUUUCCCCUUGAUCAAGAUCGGUUCAAUAGGACUGCAAUAUCUACUUUAGGCUUUAUGCUCACCAACCAGACUUUUAAACCGCCACCAGAUUAUGGACCAUUUUAUUUCACUGCUAAUGGCUAUACAACCUUUGCAGAGGAAUCUGCACCUAAACUGAAGAAGAUAUUGAGCAUGGCUGCUAUUAUUGGAAUCGCUGCAGGAGGGGCUGCUUUACUCAUAGCGUUGUGUGUUGUAGCAAUCAUUUGCUUCCGUAUGAAGAGGCCUCCCAAAACCGUGGAGCGAGACAAUCGUUUAGGUCUACCGUCAACCUCAUCUUGGAUGUCUGCUGGCAGCACCAGUAGCACAUUACCAUUGGCAGGAUCAAGGGUGUUUCCUCUUGAAGAGAUAAAAAAGAUGACCAAUAAUUUCUCAGAAUCCAAUGUGAUUGGAUCAGGGACGUACGGGAAGGUUUACAGGGGAACACUUACAAAUGGGCAGCUAGUUGCUGUAAAAAGAGCUAAACAAGGUUCACCGCAGGGUGACCUUGAGUUCAAAACUGAAAUAGAACUUCUAUCAAGAGUUCAUCAUAAGAACCUCGUUAAACUGUUUGGUUUCUGUUUGGAGAAAGGAGAACUCAUACUGGUCUAUGAGUAUGUACCAAAUGGUACCUUGAAAGAGAGUCUCUCAGGAAAAUCAGGAAUAAGAUUAGAUUGGAGGAGGAGAAUCAAGGUUGGCCUUGGUGCAGCAAGGGGUCUGGCAUACUUGCAUGAACUUGCCAGCCCACCAAUCAUACACCGGGAUGUCAAGUCGAACAACCUUCUCCUUGAUGAACACUUGAAUGCAAAAGUUUCAGAUUUUGGUCUAUCCAAGACACUGCUUGAUGUUGGAAAGGGUCAUAUCUCCACUGAAGUUAAAGGGACAAUGGGAUACUUGGAUCCUGAAUAUUACAUGACACAAAAAUUAAAUGAAAAAAGUGACGUUUACAGCUUUGGGGUGCUAAUGCUGGAACUCAUUACCGGAAAGUCACCAAUUGACAGAGGUAGAUACAUUGUGAGAGAAGUGAGGAAUGCCAUUGAUAGAGCAGAAGACCUAUAUGGUCUUCAUGAGUUUCUAGACCCAGGUAUCGGUCUAGGCACAUCAUUAAAAGGGUUUGAGAAGUACGUCAAUUUGGCUCUGUGUUGUGUCGAAGAAUCAGGAGUUGAUCGUCCUGUCAUGGGAAACGUAGUGAAACAGCUCGAGGACAUACUACAGAUGGCGGGUUUAAAUCCAUAUACUGAUUCAGCCUCCAGUUCUGGGGCAUAUGGUGAUGGAAAUUCGCGGCAUCUUUAUGGGGACGAGUCUCUCUACGGUUAUAGUGGACAACUCCCGCGUUGAUUUUUCCUAGUUCAGAAAUGGUUUCCUUCAUCGAUCCUUUUAUGAAUCUUAGAAAUAUACUAGUUGGUUUUUUUUUUUUUUUUUUUUUUUUUUUUUUGGAUUUUUUGUCAAUAUCUACCUUUUUAAGUUUGGAAUUUUGCCAAUUACCUUGUACUUUAAACUUUGUAAACAAUUACCUUUAACUUUAUAUUCUCUAUGUUUUUUUUUAAUGCAACACGUUCACUUUUUAUUAUAUUCACAUAUCAUGUUUGACUUUAUUUUUUGUCCUGUUUUCUACAAUUUUUUUAGCAGUAUGUCUGUAUCACUUUAAUAAUUACAUACUCCUAGACAAUUUUUGGAGCUGAAAGAGAUAAAAAAAAAAAUUUAGAGGGUCCAUAUGAUAAAAGAAAACGAGAUACAGAGUAUAAUUUAUUGGUAAAAAAGGAAACGUGAAAAUUUAGAACUUCCAUUUU
This is a messenger RNA of Chenopodium quinoa (quinoa), 3824 nucleotides long. Its product is annotated as probable leucine-rich repeat receptor-like protein kinase At5g49770. Bases 484 to 3372 code for a protein of 962 amino acids. Gene Ontology annotation, biological process: protein phosphorylation. Gene Ontology annotation, molecular function: protein kinase activity; protein binding; ATP binding. The record is from RefSeq and is a predicted model, not a curated record. The transcript has 19 exons. Lineage: Eukaryota; Viridiplantae; Streptophyta; Magnoliopsida; Caryophyllales; Amaranthaceae.